UGAUUCUGCAUUUCCGGGGAGGAGGGCUGCAUUGUUUACCAACAGCCCUCCUCCCUCUCAGUUUAAGCACACUGCUCUGGAUGGCUGAGUAGAGCCAUUCAGAGCAGUGUGCUUACAGUAAAGAACACACCCGGCCCCCUAGUAAAACACUCCCAUCACACAGUUAACCCUUUGAUCGCCCCCAAAUGUUAACCCCUUCCUGCCCACUGCCAUUAGAACAGAGUCAGUGCUUUUUUUUAUCACUGAUCACUGUAUUGGUGUCACUGGGGAUUUCAGUGACACCAAGUCAGUUCCCCCCAGUGUCAGAAUGCCUGCCGAAGUCCCGC
This is a messenger RNA of Staurois parvus, 326 nucleotides long. Lineage: Eukaryota; Metazoa; Chordata; Amphibia; Anura; Ranidae. The record is from the annotation of a GenBank genome assembly.